AUGGUUCUUAUCAAGAGCCUCAUCCUCGCUGGCCUGGUCACAUUAUCCGCUGCCGCAGACUCCUCUGCCGUUAUUGACCUGGUCCCUAGCAAUUUCGAUGAGAUUGUCUUCAGUGGAAAGCCUGCACUGGUCGAGUUCUUCGCUCCCUGGUGUGGUCACUGCAAGAAACUUGCCCCAGUCUACGAGCAACUCGCCUCCGAUUUCCUCUCUGUAAAAGACAAGGUCAUCAUUGCGAAGGUCGAUGCCGAUGCAGAGAAGUCAUUGGGAAAGCGAUUCGGUGUUCAGGGGUUUCCAACAAUCAAGUUCUUCAACGGAAAGGAUGAGACGCCGGAGGAAUACGAAGGUGCCCGGGAUUUGGAGAGCUUGACCGACUUUAUUGUGAAGAAGACGAAUGUCAAGCCUCGGAAGGCGAAGGGAGUUCCCAGCUCUGUGGAGUUGCUGACCGACGACACCUUCAAGGAGCUGGUUGGAUCCGAGAAAGAUGUCUUGGUUGCAUUCACUGCGCCAUGGUGCGGACACUGUAAAAAUCUUGCCCCAAUCUGGGAAAAGGUAGCCUCUGACUUCAGCGCUGAGGAGGGUGUUGUUAUCGCCAAGGUCGACGCCGAAGCCGCAAGCUCGAAGGCUACUGCGAAGGAUCAAGGUGUCUCUUCAUACCCAACCAUCAAGUUCUUCCCUAAGGGAUCUACGACUCCAGAGCCAUACGAGGGUGGCCGUUCCGAGGCAGACUUCGUUGCGUUUAUGAACAAGAAGGCCGGAACACACAGAGUGUCGGGCGGUGGACUUGAUGCUACUGCGGGUACCAUUGAGGCCUUGGAUACGAUUGUAGCCAAGUUCACUGGUGGCUCUAGCAUUGCCGAGGUCGCUAGUGAGGCUACGAAGGCUGCCGCUGACCUGAAAUCUCAAGCCCAAUACAAGUACGCAGAGUACUAUGUUAAGGUCUUCGACAAGUUGGCAAAGAGCGACACAUAUGCUUCCAAGGAAUUGGCUCGAUUGGAUGGUAUCAUCAAGAAGGGGGGUCUUGCACCAGCGAAGCUUGAUGAGUUUACCAGCAAGACCAACAUCCUUCGCAGAUUUAUUGCUGAGAAGCUUCCGGGCAAGUCUGAGUUGUAG
Molecule: messenger RNA, 1110 nt
Organism: Drepanopeziza brunnea f. sp. 'multigermtubi' MB_m1
Lineage: Eukaryota; Fungi; Ascomycota; Leotiomycetes; Helotiales; Drepanopezizaceae
Biological process (GO): protein folding
Cellular component (GO): endoplasmic reticulum
Molecular function (GO): protein disulfide isomerase activity
Source: RefSeq, a predicted model, not a curated record